Pneumocystis murina B123 is the source of this 2489-nucleotide messenger RNA. RefSeq lists its product as hypothetical. Gene Ontology annotation, cellular component: nucleus. Lineage: Eukaryota; Fungi; Ascomycota; Pneumocystomycetes; Pneumocystales; Pneumocystaceae. The record is from RefSeq and is a predicted model, not a curated record. Gene Ontology annotation, molecular function: histone H3K9 demethylase activity; histone H3K36 demethylase activity. Bases 33 to 2489 code for a protein of 818 amino acids. The transcript has 11 exons. Gene Ontology annotation, biological process: chromatin remodeling.
GGGAGAUAUCCUCGGUAUUUAUUGAAGGAAAUAUGCGGGAGGAAAAAGAUAUUAUUAUAGAUGGCUUAGAUGAAAUCAAAGAUUCUUCAAAAAACCUUUUUCUGGAAAAAAUGGACGAAGAUGAUAAAGAGGAUUAUAUAGAUGAUAUAUUUCCUGAUCAUUAUUAUGAUAAUGGAAAAAUCCCGGUUUUUAAACCAACGAUGGAACAGUUUCAUUGUUUUAAUAGAUUUGUAAAAUCUAUUGAUUCUUAUGGUAUGAAGACAGGGAUUGUGAAGAUUAUUCCACCAAAUGAAUGGUUGGAGAAAUUGCCGAAUUAUACAGAAAAGAUUAAGAAAAUACGAUUAAAAAAUCCUAUUGAGCAGCAUAUUGUUGGAAAUGGUGGUUGUUUUCGACAAACAAAUGUUGAGAAAAGACAGACCUUUAAUUUUCCUAAAUGGAGGAAAUUAUGUGAAAGUCCUAAUCAUUUGCCUCCCGCUCGUAGAGGAGAAACGAGGAAAAUAUCAUAUAAUGAUAAUGUGUGCAAAAAAGCCAAAAAUACUGAAUCUAUUAAUAAUUCGUUUGAAUCAGAAUCGAAUCAUGGAAAAGCUUUGAUUAACUGUUUAUCUGAAAAAAAUAUGAAAAAAAAGAUAGAAACGGAUAUUUCUAAUUGUGAAAAUGAGUCUGUGAAUAUAUUGCCAUGUGAAGUUUUUCUUAAGAAAGAAGAAACAGAAACUAAUUGUUUUUUGGAAAAAAGUCUUAAUAUUGAUAUAGAAGGGACUGAGAAUACACCGGAAGCCGACUCUAAUGGGUUGAUUCCUAAAAAGAAAGCUAAGAAGAAUGGUUUUGGAAAAAAUAAAAUUAAUCAAACUGACGACUGUGAUUUUCAUGGUUUUGAUUAUAAAAUAGCAAAUCCAGAAGAAUAUACGAUAGAAAGAUGCAAAGAACUCGAACGAAUUUAUUGGAAGACGAUUACUUAUAAUAAUCCAUUGUAUGGUGCAGACAUGCCUGGUUCGUUAUUUGAUGAUUCUGUUAAAGAAUGGAAUGUUUCUAAUUUAGAUAAUAUUUUAAACAAAAUGGAUAUAAUUUUACCGGGUGUUAAUACUUCUUAUCUUUAUUUAGGAAUGUGGAAAGCUACUUUCUCAUGGCAUGUAGAGGAUAUGGAUUUAUACUCCAUAAACUAUUUACAUUUUGGUGCUCCAAAACAAUGGUAUUCAAUAUGUCAAAAAGAUGCCUCUCGAUUCGAAGAUAUUAUGAGGAGGAUUUUUCCGAAUGAUUAUAAGUCAUGUUCUCAGUUCUUAAGACAUAAAACAUUUAGCGUUUCUCCUUCCGUUUUAGCACAAAACAAUAUUGAUGUGAAUCGUCUUGUACAACAUCAGGGUGAAUUUGUAAUAACAUUUCCAUAUGGAUAUCAUUCUGGAUAUAAUCUCGGCUAUAAUUGUGCUGAAAGUGUAAAUUUUGCUUCUUAUAGUUGGCUUGAGAUUGGAAGGAAUGCUAAAAGAUGCAGAUGUAUUCCAGAUUCCGUUCAUAUUAAUGUGGAUGAUGCAUUAAGACGUAUAUCUACUAAUAUUGAAGAAAAACAUGAAUCAAAAAAACGAAAAGUUAAUAAAAAGGAAUUUUCUGGAUUAAAAGGAUUGAAAAAAACAAAAUUGUUACAACAGAAAAAAACUGGAUGUUGUAUUCUUUGUCCUAAUGAAUCUAUUGGAGAACCAUUAAUAGUAACAAGUUGUGGAGGCUUAUCUCAUAGGAUAUGUGCAUCAUAUAUCCCAGAGACGUAUGUUGUAUCUGAUACGGCAUUGUCAAAAGAUGUUGUUCAUGGAAUAGAUAUGAUAGAAAAGGCACGAUUUAAAUUAAGAUGUAUGUACUGUCGUUCUAUUAAAGGUGCAUGUUUUCAAUGCUCUUAUCCAAAAUGUGUUCGAUCUUAUCAUGCAACAUGUGCUGCAUCUGCUGGUGUUUUGGUAGAAACAUUCCAAUUGGGUUUAAAUCAACAAUUUUUUUUUAGUUGUAAAUUUCAUCGUCCAAAACGACCUAAACCUGAAAAGCUUGAAGAUGACCCUCAUAUUCAUAAGUUUGCUGCAGAAGUUACAAUUGGUGAUGUUAUACAAGCACAAUAUACUAAAGGUGAUAUUUUUUCUGGAAUAGUGAGAGAAAAUCGUAUAGAUGAAAAUAUAGUUUUAAUUGAGAUAUCAUCUCGUGACUUAUAUGAGGUUGAAUAUAAAUGGAUUUUAGCACCGCCUCUUAGAACUUUUCCUCCAUCUGAAUUUUUUUCAUCUAAUAAUGAUUCUAUCAAAAUUAAUGGCGUACAAUCAAAUAAAGAGAAUUAUAUACCCAUAAAUAUCUCAACUCAAAACAAUGGUGAAGAUUUAUUUAAAAAUGUUUCUAUUCAGGAAAAUGAUGAAAAAUUAUCUACGAAUAUUUUAACCCAAAAUAAUAAUGAAGAUUCAUUGGCUACUUCAUCUUAUAAUUUUGUAGCUUCUGCUAAUUCGGAUUCUGAUACCCUUGCUUUAAAAUGA